This is a messenger RNA of Phaedon cochleariae (mustard beetle), 2379 nucleotides long. Lineage: Eukaryota; Metazoa; Arthropoda; Insecta; Coleoptera; Chrysomelidae. The record is from the annotation of a GenBank genome assembly.
AUGUUCUCUAUUCUUCAUGAGAAAAACAAGGAAAAAGAAAAACAGAAAGAGAAAAAAAAUGAACUACCUGCAUCUAAUCAAUACAUCGAACCUCAUUCUAUGGAACCACCGAAAUUCUGGGAUACGGUUGAACAAAAUGUGAAAAACAAUGACUUUUCCACCAAUCAAUCCACUGUUUCACAUUCAAUCGAAUCAAUCAGUUUCAUUGAAACGAUUGAUGCAAAUGAGGAGAAAGAUAAUUAUAUCACCAAUGAAUCCCUCAUUGCUUUACCUCCUUCAGAAUUGCCGAUAUCUACUGAAACAAUUGACAAUGAAGUUAUUGAUGGAAUUCCAAUUGUAUUUCCAGAUGACAUUAACACUUUCACUCUUUGCCCAAACAUUUCUAUUGAAGUGGUUGAUUUACGGAAUGAAAAUUCUGCAUCCAUUUUCGAGAAAGAUACGGUGGAGCAUAUUAACACUAGUAUCACAGAUUCAUCAGCAGGAAACUUUCAGGAAAAUGAAGUGAAUCAGGACCCAGAAGAUAAUAGCCACACUGAGUCAGAAAACCCUGAGGAUCGUGAGGUCGCUGAUGAAGAUUCAGAUUAUGAACCCAAUAUGGAGUCAGAUAAUACUGACGAAAGUAGUAAUUCUGAGAUACAAGGAGAUGGCGAACCUCCGUUGCAAGAAAAUAUCAAGCGGAAAAGAAAAAGUGAUCCAGAGCAAUGGGACCGAAUGAGAAAUAAAAAAUUGAGGAUGGAGGGAAAAGAAUAUUUUGCAGCAGACUCGAAAGAUCAGGAGGGGAAAAGGGUGAAGAGACCGGCUAGAAAAUUAGGAGUCAAAUGUGAAUGUAAGUCGCUUGGGAAGUCAUGCAAUGAGGUGGAUGAAGAGAAACGGAACGAAAUUUUCGAUAUGUUUUGGAAAUUGAGUUGGGAAAAUAAAAAAAACUACGUCAGAUCUCUUGUUAAGUACGAAGAAAAGAAAAGAUGUUAUGUUCAAACAGAUUCUAGGAGGAAAGGAACAUUCCAUUAUAAUCUACAACUGAAAAAUAAGAAGAUCAAUGUGUGUAAGAAGAUGUUUCUCAAUACACUUGGAGUUAAGGAGAGGUCGGUAAGAGAUUGGGUAACUGUUCCAACUGUGCAUGGAAUGGUGAAACAAAACAAUCUGAAAAGAUAUAAAACUGCAAAACAAAAGGGUGAUAAUGAGAAGAAGAACAUAAUGAUUGCAUUCAUUAAUUCGAUCCCCAAACUGCCAUCACACUAUUGCAGAGCUGAUUCAAAAAAAUUAUACCUGGAAGAGAACUUCAAAAAUAAAACUGAAUUGUAUGAUCUAUACAAAUCACAUUGUGAAGAACAGCAAAAUUCACCACUGUCGAUCUGCUCCUUCAUGAUGACAUUGCAGGAAAUGAAUAUUUCAAUACAUCAACCAAAGAAAGAUCAGUGUGAUCUGUGCUGUUCUUAUAAAGUUGGGAAUACAUCUGAAGAAGAAUACAGAAAUCAUAUAGCAAAGAAAGAUCAAGCAAGAAACGAGAAAGCGAAGGAUAAGGAAGCAGCAAUGAGAGGAGAAUUUCACGUAUUCACUAUGGAUGUACAGGCAGUAAAACUUUGCCCCAUGUUGUAUGCCAGUAAGCUUUAUUUCAAAAGUAAACUACAGGUCCAUAAUUUCUCAAUCUAUAAUCUAACUGAUCAUCAUUGUGUCAACUACUGCUGGAAUGAGACUGAGGGUGAAGUUGUUGCAUCAAUAUUCACCAGCUGUAUCCUGAAACAUCUGGAAAAUUUCUGCCUUGGAGAAAAGAAGCCAAUAAUACUCUAUUCUGACGGAUGUGGGUAUCAGAACAGAAAUAUGACAUUAGCGAACGCCCUGCUCGAAUUUUCUGUAGUUCACGGUGUGACCAUUUUUCAAAAGUUUUUGGAGAAGGGUCACACCCAAAUGGAGGUGGACUCAGCUCAUGCUUUGAUCGAACGAAAACUCAAAGGACGGGAGAUUCAUCUGCCCAGUCAAUACCCUAUUUUUAUUAGGGAAGCUAGGAAGAAUCCCUCACCAUUCGAGGUCUACUACCUGACUCAUGACUUUUUUACUGAUUACGAUGUAAAAGAGAACUUUCGAUAUCUUUCCAUUCGUCCUGGUCGAAUUAAGAAUGAUCCUACAGUCAAUGACCUCAGAUGUUUGAAGUACACACCAGAAGGUGUUAUUUUUUAUAAAAUAGACUAUUCUCAGGAAGAUUAUCAACCACUACCUAAGAGACCAGUUCAUACUCAUGCGAACUUUGAGAAACGAUCAUUAUAUAAGACCAGAAUUCCAAUUUCUAAACAAAAAUACGACCAUCUUCAGCAACUCACUGAAGUUUUACCAGCUGAAGUGAAGACAUUUUAUGAUGAGAUUCCAUUUAGCACCAAAAAAUGA